This is a messenger RNA of Scophthalmus maximus (turbot), 896 nucleotides long. RefSeq names its product PDZK1 interacting protein 1 (gene pdzk1ip1). The record is from RefSeq and is a predicted model, not a curated record. Bases 241 to 594 code for a protein of 117 amino acids. The transcript has 4 exons. Lineage: Eukaryota; Metazoa; Chordata; Actinopteri; Pleuronectiformes; Scophthalmidae.
CCUUUUUCCCACUGGAAAUGUUUUCUGAGGAAACUGAAAAGCUUCAGUCAACGAAGAAACAAAGAGACAGAAACCGUUUCCAGCUCAGUCGUAAACUGGACAAACAAGCUGCUCCAGAGAAUCUGAGUUAAACAUUAACAGAAGAUUUGAGCUGCGGACACGAACACCAACACGCGACUGACUUCACUCGGUCGCUGGUUCACGUCUCAAGAAUCUGAAUCUUCACGUCUCGACGUUCUGAUGGAGAAACUCUCGGCUCUGGUUUCCUGCUUGUUGCUGGUCGUCGGAGCGGCGACGGCUCAGACAGCUCAGGUCCAGGUCAGCGAGCGUCUGCUGCCUCAGUGGCUCACCGGCGUCAUCGCCCUCUCCUGCUUCCUCUUCCUCACGUUCGUCGGCGUCCUGGUGAAGAAGGCCUGGUGUGGAGAGUCCAGCAGGGGGAGGACGUCCGGCGAGACAGGAAGAGGAAGUGAAUCCGUCAUGACCAACGGCAACACGUAUGACACCGUGCUGGACAUGGUCAGGAGUAAAGACGACACGAAUGCCUACGAGAACCUGGUGAUUGACAGCUCUGAUGACAAGGUCACGACCAUGUGACCAACGUGAACCGAUCCUAUUGCACGCAGGGACAUUAAACACACACAAUCAUAUUUCAUAGAGUAAAUGUACAGAUGACAGUUUUUAUAAAUGUCAUGUUUUAUGAUCUUCAGCUUCACGUUUCUUCACCUGCUGAUUCUUCUAUCACUGGCACAUUAUUUCUGCAUUUCAAUAAGUAGAAGAUUCAUAAUCAGUGGAGCUAAGUAAUAUGUAUUAAUAUUUUUUUUUAAAUGUUCAGUAACUUGUUGUAAACAUGAGCUGCACUUUUCUGUCCUGACUUAUAAAUGAUCCUCUCUGACAAA